CUGGCUACUGCAGUCUAGUGAUCUUAUACCUGUUGUCAAAGAUCAGCGCUUCAGCUGCCAGGGCUCGCUUUUCCUCGUAGCAACGUGUUCAAACCUUUGACCAUUCAAGAUGUCUUUAAAGCAAGGCCGAAGAAAUUGUUCCUGGGCCAGCCGUUUACUAGCCGCGCUCUUUCGUCCAUUCAUGCCAGAGGAGGCUCCUCCAGAACUCCCCUACCUAUUGUUCAACAGAACUAUCGUGCCUACUAGUAUGGCGGUCACCAGUUGGUACUCGGGGAUGGUCUAUGAUAAGCCCAAUAAUCGCUACCUCAUGUGUUUGCUUAGUCGCAUUGAUUACUGUCGAUGCACUGAUGGCACCAAACAUGAUUUUCUUUUGUUCUAUUUUAGACAUUGGAUCUCAGGCUCUUCAGCAGAGGCUGUUGUAUGUGUCGACCGCCGCACUGUGGAAAUAAUCAAAGACUGUAGACAGUCAUCGGAAAUCAGCUCUCCCUCUCCCUCAUCGAAAGAAACUGCUACUUCCGACCUCACAUUUCUUCUCGGUUCACCUUAUUAUGCAGUCAGAUACCUCCGAUCUCGAUAUGGGCGCUACAAGAAACUCUGUACGCUCACGUUUUCUUCACCUACCGCACCUUCAGCAUUCCAAGUGGCCGCUAUUUUAUGCCUCGUCCAUCAGCAAGCUCCUCCCUACCACUUGUACGAAAGGCAAAGCUAUUGGUAUGCCGAUUCCGUGUGGAUGAGCUUGAAGAAUAUUUUUGCUCAGAAUCGGGAAUCGUGCAAAGAUCACAAUGCACGUAGUCAUUACCGUGGAGUCACACUAGGACCGUCGCCUGCCACUGUCCAGGCUGUUUGCGCGGCUUUUCUGCCAGAGUGGCAGAAGACAAUGGGUAAGCUCACGCAGACAAGACAGCGCCACGAAGCAAACCUAGCACAGAUUCGACAAGAAGCGUUCGCAGAAGCAAUGCAAGCUGCAGACGAACGGGUUCGCCGAGCACAGCAAGAUGCAGACGAACGGCAGCAAGCUGCACAUGAACGGGUUCGCCGAGCACAGCAAGAAGCAGACGAACGGCAGCAAGUUGCAUAUGAACGGCUUCGCCGAAUACAGCAAGAACAAGACGAACGGCAGCAAGUUGCAUAUGAACGGAUUCGCCGCAUACAGGCCGAAACAGAACAACUUCUCGCGAGGCUUGCAGCUUUGCAGGGCAAAACAACUGCUAUUUGAUUCAGAAUGCCUUGCCUGCAUUCCUAACUUCAUCUUCCUUCAUUCUUCGGUUUCAUUUACAUAGAUCACGGGCUCGCUUUGUAGUUCGGGCGACCCUCAGUACGGUAACCUGGUUUCGCAACAUACUGAUUUACACUUUCAUCAUAUUGACAUGGGUGGUGGGUAAUUAGGCCGUGAUGGAUAUGCUU
Suillus clintonianus is the source of this 1404-nucleotide messenger RNA. RefSeq lists its product as uncharacterized. The record is from RefSeq and is a predicted model, not a curated record. NCBI's taxonomy places the organism in Eukaryota, Fungi, Basidiomycota, Agaricomycetes, Boletales, Suillaceae. The coding region runs from base 110 to 1216 and encodes 368 amino acids. The transcript is spliced from 7 exons.